Mesocricetus auratus (golden hamster) is the source of this 1766-nucleotide messenger RNA. It is a transcript of the gene Pm20d2, whose product is annotated as peptidase M20 domain containing 2. Gene Ontology annotation, molecular function: dipeptidase activity. The coding region runs from base 54 to 1397 and encodes 447 amino acids. NCBI's taxonomy places the organism in Eukaryota, Metazoa, Chordata, Mammalia, Rodentia, Cricetidae. The transcript is spliced from 7 exons. The record is from RefSeq and is a predicted model, not a curated record.
GCUGACGAGCCCGACUGAGGGCCGAAUAGAGCCGCUCGUAGUACGCCCGCGGCAUGGGGCCGGGGCUAGAGCGUCCGGCCGAGCCGGGCACGAGCCGCGCCGCCCAGCUGGAGCCGCUGAAGCAGCGCGCGGCCGAGCGCAUCGACGAGGCGGCCGAGCGCCUGGGCGCGCUGAGCCGCGCCAUCUGGAGCGCGCCCGAGCUGGCUUACGAGGAGCACCGCGCGCACCGGGAGCUCACCCGCUUCUUCGAGCGCGAGCCCCCGGCCGCGUCGUGGGCCGUGCAGCCGCACUUCGGGCUCGCCACCGCCUUCCGCGCCGAGUGGGCGCCGCCGGGGGCCGCGGCGGGGCCGGGCGCGCUGCAGCUGGCCUUCCUGUGCGAGUACGAUGCGCUGCCCGCCCUGGGCCACGCCUGCGGCCACAACCUCAUAGCCGAGGUCGGGGUGGCCGCGGCGCUGGGCCUGCGCGCCGCGCUGGAGGGUGUCGCCGCGCCACCGCCUGUCAAGGUCAUUGUCCUGGGGACCCCUGCAGAAGAAGACGGUGGUGGCAAGAUUGAUUUAAUUGAAGCCGGUGCUUUUAAAGACCUCGAUGUUGUUUUUAUGGCUCACCCGUCCCAGGAGGAUGCCGCCUAUCUGCUGGAUGUGGCCGAGCAUGAUGUUACUGUGAAAUACUAUGGAAAGGCAUCUCAUGCUGCUGCUUACCCUUGGGAGGGAGUCAAUGCCUUAGAUGCUGCAGUUCUCGCCUAUAACAAUCUCUCUGCAUUAAGACAACAGAUGAAGCCAACCUGGAGACUUCAUGGUAUAAUAAAAAAUGGUGGUGUAAAGCCCAAUAUCAUCCCCUCUUACUCUGAAUUAAUCUAUUAUUUACGUGCACCCUCGAUGAAAGAGCUUCAGGUUUUGACCAAAAAGGCAGAAGAUUCCUUCAGAGCCGCAGCUUUGGCUACAGGCUGCACAGUGGAAAUUAAAAGUGGAGCACACGAUUAUUACAAUGUUCUUCCCAAUAAGACACUGUGCAGUGCAUAUAUGGAGAAUGGGAGGAAGCUGGGAAUAGAAUUUAUCUCAGAAGAUGCAAUAUUGAAUGGGCCUUCAGGCUCUACUGAUUUUGGAAAUGUCAGUUUUGUGGUUCCUGGGAUUCACCCGUAUUUUUACAUUGGGACUGAUGCCUUGAACCACACGGAACAGUACACGGAAGCUGCCGGUGAGCAUGCGGUGUGGAUGCUCAGGAUUCUCUCCCUCUGCCUGCUGGGGUCAGAAGAAGCUCAGUUGUACACCUUGCGUACAGCCAAAGCUCUGGCAAUGACUGCCCUGGACGUCAUCUUUAAGCCUGAGUUGCUGAAAGGAGUCAGAGAGGAGUUCAAAUCGAAGCUUCAAGAAGAACAGCUUUUAAAUAGACCAGCAUAGAAGGAGGACUUAGGGACUGCACAGGAAGCACUAAAUUUUGAUGUUUGUUUUUCCCCUCUAAAGCUUUUUCAAUGCAACAGGAUAUAGCGAAGACACUAAUGGACUUUGUGAUAUUUCAGGCAUUGGUAUGUGAUACCAUUUCUUAAGCUAGAUGGUUUGUGAGUAUCUACCAUGGUAAGGUAAUGUUUUGUAAGUGUCUUUUGUAUAGUUUUAAAACUCAACACUCAUGAACUCUGUGUUCAGAGUAGUGGAUGUCUUUUCAGCAGUUUAAAGUUGGGGGAGUAUAAGUCUGGCUGGAUCUGUUUUGAUCUAGAGAAAAAAAUUAACCAUAUGCUUGUAGGACACACCUAGAAUAUCUGGUAUGAAGAA